Molecule: messenger RNA, 165 nt
Organism: Dichomitus squalens LYAD-421 SS1
Lineage: Eukaryota; Fungi; Basidiomycota; Agaricomycetes; Polyporales; Polyporaceae
Exons: 1
Molecular function (GO): protein binding
Source: RefSeq, a predicted model, not a curated record
AUGAAUUUCAAUACAUUCCCAUCCCUGCCUCCAGAACUCGAAAUCACCAUCAUCGACCUUCUCCGACAUGACAAAACAUCGAUGUCUGCUUGCUCCCUCGUCUGCUUCCGGUGGCUCGCCGUUAGCCGCACCCAUCUCUUCCAUACUGUCACCAUUAAUCAUCUA